ACGAUCCAAUCUGCCAAUAAUAAACUAAAGAAGAAGAAAAACGUUUGCAGCUCUCGAGUGAAUGGUGUGCGAUUACGAUAAGCUGUAGAAUCGACAUUGACUUAUUUUAUUACUAACGAAGUGCUGUCUAGCUUAAGAGGAAACAGUCCACCCGUCGUCGUCCCCAAAGCUGUGUGAUUUGAAAAUGUCUGAUAGCGACGACAGUGAUUUCUCUGACAACCACAGUGGACAUAGCAGUGAAGCAGAGGAGGUAGAGGAAAAUGAGGAAGAUGAGGGGGCAGGAAGUGUAGCUGGCAGUGAUAAAGGAGAAGAGGAAGGGGAGGACCUGGAUGAGGAGGAGGAUUAUGAUGAAGAAGAGGAAGAAGAAGAUGAUGACCGACCCAGGAAAAAACCACGUCAUGGUGGCUUCAUCUUGGAUGAAGCUGAUGUGGAUGAUGAGUACGAAGACGAAGAGGACCCCUGGGAGGAAGGAGCGGAAGACAUUUUGGAGAAAGUUAACGAGGAGGCAGAGGCUUCUAACCUGGACCAUGUGGUACUGGAUGAGGAUCACUCUGGGUCUCGCAGACUUCAGAACCUAUGGAGAGACUCAAGAGAAGAGGCCUUAGGAGAGUACUACAUGAGAAAAUAUGCCAAGUCUUCAGGAGGAGAACAUUUUUAUGGAGGUUCAGAGGAUCUGUCUGAUGACAUCACCCAGCAACAGCUUCUUCCUGGUGUCAAAGAUCCUAAUUUAUGGACCGUCAAAUGUAAGAUUGGGGAGGAGAGGGCCACUGCCAUUGCUCUGAUGAGGAAGUUCAUUGCUUAUCAGUUUACUGACACGCCCCUCCAAAUCAAGUCAGUAGUUGCUCCUGAGCAUGUGAAAGGCUACAUUUAUGUGGAGUCUUAUAAGCAGACCCAUGUAAAGGCUGCUAUAGAGGGAGUCGGAAACUUGCGCAUGGGCUUCUGGAACCAGCAGAUGGUCCCCAUCAAAGAAAUGACUGAUGUGCUGAAGGUAGUGAAAGAGGUGACUAAUCUUAAGGCCAAAUCCUGGGUCCGCCUGAAGAGGGGUCUCUAUAAAGACGACAUUGCUCAAGUUGACUAUGUUGAACCUAGUCAGAACACCAUAUCACUGAAGCUGAUCCCACGAAUAGAUCUGGACCGUAUUAAAGCUCGCAUGAGCAUGAAAGAUUGGUUCGCCAAAAGGAAGAAGUCUAAGAGGCCCCCUCAGAGGUUGUUUGAUGCUGAAAAGAUUAGGUCUCUUGGAGGGGAAGUGACUCAUGAUGUGGAGUUCAUGAUUUUCGAAGGAAACCGCUACAGCCGUAAAGGCUUCCUCUUCAAAACGUUUGCCAUGUCUGCUGUGAUUACUGAGGGUGUGAAGCCCACACUGUCUGAACUGGAAAAGUUUGAGGAUCAGCCUGAGGGCAUUGAUUUGGAGGUCGUCACAGAAACCACAGGUAAGGAAAAGGAGCAUAAUCUACAGGCUGGGGACAACGUGGAGGUGUGUGAGGGUGAGCUGAUCAACCUCCAAGGAAAAAUCCUCAGUGUGGAUGGGAACAAGAUCACAAUCAUGCCCAAACAUGAGGAUCUCAAGGACCCACUGGAGUUUCCUGCACGUGAGUUGAGGAAAUACUUCCGUAUGGGUGAUCAUGUUAAGGUGAUUGCGGGGCGCUAUGAAGGUGACACGGGACUCAUUGUGCGAGUCGAAGAGAAUUUUGUCAUCCUCUUCUCUGACCUCACCAUGCAUGAGUUGAAAGUUUUGCCACGAGAUCUCCAGCUAUGCUCAGAAACGGCCUCUGGUGUGGAUGCGGGGGGGCAGCAUGAAUGGGGAGAGCUGGUGCAGCUGGAGCCCCAGACUGUGGGAGUGAUUGUCAGGCUGGAGCGAGAGACCUUCCAGGUGCUGAACAUGCAUGGUAAGGUGCAGACAGUGCGCCAUCAGGCAGUGAACCGACGCAAGGAUAACCGCUUUGCUGUGGCCUUGGACUCUGAGCAGAACAACAUCCAUGUGAAGGACAUUGUGAAAGUCAUAGAUGGACCUCAUUCGGGGCGUGAAGGAGAGAUCCGUCACCUUUUCCGAGGAUUUGCCUUCCUUCAUUGUAAGAAACUGGUUGAAAAUGGUGGCAUGUUUGUUUGUAAGACGCGUCACCUGGUCCUCGCCGGUGGUUCCAAGCCCCGAGAUGUGACUAAUUUCACGGUUGGUGGUUUUGCACCCAUGAGUCCGCGCAUCAGCAGCCCCAUGCAUCCUGGUGGUGGAGGCGGCAUGCAAAGGGGUGGAGGUGGAGGAGGCGGCGGAGGAAUGGGGCGUGGUCGAGGAAGGCGUGACAAUGAUCUAAUUGGUCAAACUGUCAGGAUUUCUCAGGGACCCUAUAAAGGUUACAUUGGGGUUGUCAAAGAUGCCACGGAGUCUACAGCUCGUGUUGAGCUGCAUUCCACGUGCCAGACCAUAUCUGUUGAUCGUCAGCGUCUCACCACUGUUGGUGCAAAGAGGCACGGCGGCAUGACUUCUACCCAUGGCCGUACCCCUAUGUAUGGCUCUCAGACCCCCAUGUAUGGCACUGGCUCUCGCACACCCAUGUAUGGCAGCCAAACGCCACUGCAUGACGGCAGCAGAACGCCACAUUAUGGUUCUCAGACCCCACUGCAUGAUGGAAGCAGAACACCGGGCCAAAGUGGAGCAUGGGACCCCAACAACCCCAACACACCAUCACGUAGUGCGGAUGAUGACUAUGAGUUUGGCUAUGAUGAUGAGCCAUCACCAUCCCCUCAGGGCUAUGGGAGCACCCCCAACCCUCAAACACCAGGCUACCCAGAGGUGCCCUCACCACAGGUCAACCCUCAGUACAACCCCCAGACGCCAGGAACCCCUGCAAUGUACAACACAGACCAGUAUUCUCCAUAUGCUGCACCGUCCCCUCAGGGCUCCUACCAGCCCAGCCCAAGCCCUCAGAGUUACCACCAGGUGGCCCCCAGUCCUGUGGGAUACCAGAAUACUCACUCACCAGCCAGUUACCAUCCCACACCUUCUCCAAUGGCCUAUCAGGCCAGUCCAAGCCCCAGCCCUGUAGGCUAUAGUCCUAUGACCCCAGGGGCUCCCUCUCCAGGCGGCUAUAACCCCCAUACUCCUGGCUCCAAUAUUGACCAGACCUCUUGUGACUGGGUCACCACAGACAUUCUGGUACGGGUCAAGGACACAUUCCUGGAUGGAGCUGUGGUCAGUCAGACUGGCGUUAUCCGAAGUGUCACGGGAGGCAUGUGUUCUGUGUUCCUGCAGGACACUGAAAAAGUGGUCAGCAUUUCUAGUGAACACCUGGAACCCAUCACUCCCACCAAGAACAAUAAGGUGAAGGUGAUUCUGGGAGAGGAUCGAGAGGCCAGUGGCGUCCUGCUCAGCAUUGAUGGAGAGGAUGGCAUUGUCCGAAUGGAGCUUGACGAACAGCUGAAGAUUCUCAACCUUCGCUUUCUUGGCAAGCUGGAAGUUUGAUUCAGUAAUGAUGAUUGCAAGUCCUAUCCUUAGUUUAUACUUCCUGCAAAAGUGUGUAAAAUCUUUUGUUGUACUUCAUUACAUACAUCAUUUGUACUUACUAUAGUACAGAUUGUCCAAAGUAUGAUAUGCAAGUUGUUUUACCCUUAACAUCGAAGCUGACAUUAGUCCGUUAAGGUCAUCCUGUCUGUGCUGUUUUCUCUCUUUAUAGAUGCCACUUUGGGUGUCUUAAUUUUAUGUCAAUAAAGUGUCUUCUGGUUA
Molecule: messenger RNA, 3715 nt
Organism: Alosa alosa (allis shad)
Lineage: Eukaryota; Metazoa; Chordata; Actinopteri; Clupeiformes; Clupeidae
Gene: supt5h
Product: SPT5 homolog, DSIF elongation factor subunit
Exons: 31
Coding region: 185-3454 (1089 amino acids)
Biological process (GO): regulation of DNA-templated transcription elongation; transcription elongation by RNA polymerase II; regulation of transcription by RNA polymerase II
Cellular component (GO): DSIF complex
Molecular function (GO): mRNA binding; protein binding
Source: RefSeq, a predicted model, not a curated record